AUGGAAUCUUAUCCUCCAAAAUGGAGCAUUAUACUUUUGAUAUUGUUGCAACAGUUCUUGGAAAUAGUGGGACUAUAUGGACAAGAGGACGGUCUUUGGGUGCUGGAUUUUACAUCUGUUUUUAACAUCACUGAGAUAGACGGGAUCUUAGAAGAACUAAAGCACAUCAACUUUACGCGAGGACCCCAGGGGCCUAUAGGGCCAACGGGUCUGAGUCAGGACGAUUGUCCAUGUGUUGGGCUCCAGAACGGAAUAAGACGGAACAAUAAACGUUGGUAUUGCGCACAACCAGAUAUACUAAAGAUGAAGUUCCAUGUCCUAUGCCCUUUGCUUAUCAUUCUAAGUUGGGUAUCGCAAUUAGUGGAAAGUAGCACAUACGUACUGGGCAACAAACUGGAAUUCGGAAACAGGACACUGGCGAACGCAGGUAAGCGAUCGUUCCUGCAUCAGAACAGCCAAAUCGUGAUAGAUGGCACCCUCAUCAGUUUCCAGUUGUAUACCAGCAACACCAAUCGCGUAAGACUACAGGCGUGGAGACCGGCCAGCAUCACUCCAUCAAAUACUGAUUACGUGCUUAUAGGAGAGCAAGUAUACGAGCCAGACGCAGUCAGAGGCAUAAAAGUGAUUGACCUGAAGCCAUAUGAACGAUUCGAAGUAAAGCGGGGCGAUCGUCUGGGUUUUACCAAUGAGGAUGAAGAGGGUCCCAUCACCUACAAGUUCAUCAAUAGCAGUAAUAAGAAUCCUUUACUGAGUACAAAAGAAUAUCCAGAUGAGUCGGGCCUUCCAACCAUAGAUUCAACCCAGACAUUCGACAGAUUGCAUUAUCCAUACCAGUUUUCCCUCUCUGCUACUAUCAGCACAGACAAACUUCCAAAUGAAAUACCGGGUCCCGUGGGACCACCAGGUAGUGCAGGAUUGCCGGGGAAAGACAUAGAUGGAGGUCCAGUCACAGCUGCGUCUCUUAAACCCUGCCUCUGUGGGAAAGGCCUUUUGAGUCGUGAUGUCAUACUCGGAGUGAUCGUCUGGCUUAUUUUUCUGUCCCUCAUAGCACUUUUAGUGAUAUUUAUCCUUUGCUAUUUGUGCUCAAAAUCUCAUUCUCGCGAGAGUAUAAAAUCACGAUCUACAACACAGACCAGAUUUGCUUCCGAAAAUGCUCAUACAACCAACCCUCGCAUACAGAACUAUCAACCCUCAAAUGACAGUAGAGGAAUGGUUGUAAGCCAUGUAAGAUCACGUGACAAUGAUGGUUAUGAGGCUGAUCCGAUUAGACAUAGAAGCGUGGAAUCUCUGCGUGGAGAGGUCACAGCUGAUUAUACAAUUUCUAGGAUCACUCCACAAGCAGCCCACUCUAACGAUGACUGGCCAACAUAAAAAAUUGUAGUCUACAGGAUGGUCCAAAAACGGGACACUCGUAUUUCAAAAAGCAUAGUUAGGCCUAUAUAUAUUGACGGUCUGUACAUUCAAUGAUAACACCUUGACAUUGUGGUUAUUUCAUAGUCCGUUUUGCCUAUGUCUAUAUUGACAGAUCGAAAUGUUGUGAGGUACAAUACUGGAAGAAAUUCCUACUUGUAAUAUGAAAGAGCUAGAUAAUAAUGUAACGUAACUAACAAUUCAGGAGUACGAAGAAUAAAUAAGUGAAACUGCAGUUCCCUAUUGCAUUAUGCUAAUGUGUACAUGCAUAUGUAAAUAUCUCGAGUGCUUGCAAUGUACAUACUAUGUAAUAGAAAUAAAAAAUA
Messenger RNA from Owenia fusiformis, 1736 nucleotides. The record is from the annotation of a GenBank genome assembly. NCBI's taxonomy places the organism in Eukaryota, Metazoa, Annelida, Polychaeta, Sabellida, Oweniidae.